CAAUGGAGAACUCUGAAGGCAAAUUCGUCGACCUUUACGUCCCCCGCAAGUGCUCUGCCACCAACCGUCUCAUCACUGCCAAGGACCACGCCUCCAUCCAGCUUAACGUUGCUGAGGUCAAUGCCGAGGGUCGCUCCACCAAGUCUUUCUCCACCUACGCUCUCUGUGGCUUUGUCCGCAAGAACGCUGAGGCUGAUGACUCCCUUAACCGUCUCGCCACCCAGGAUGGUUUCCUCAAGAACGUCUGGUCUUACCAGCAAUAAGUAAUUGUUGUAAUUACUGCAAUUACUAUUAUUUUGUGAAUAAAAAACAUAUAAAACACCC
Molecule: messenger RNA, 324 nt
Organism: Phycomyces blakesleeanus NRRL 1555(-)
Lineage: Eukaryota; Fungi; Mucoromycota; Mucoromycetes; Mucorales; Phycomycetaceae
Exons: 3
Biological process (GO): endonucleolytic cleavage to generate mature 3'-end of SSU-rRNA from (SSU-rRNA, 5.8S rRNA, LSU-rRNA); endonucleolytic cleavage in ITS1 to separate SSU-rRNA from 5.8S rRNA and LSU-rRNA from tricistronic rRNA transcript (SSU-rRNA, 5.8S rRNA, LSU-rRNA); translation
Cellular component (GO): cytosolic small ribosomal subunit; ribosome
Molecular function (GO): structural constituent of ribosome
Source: RefSeq, a predicted model, not a curated record